UGUGGUAAUUUUCAAAAAUGUGAAAAAACAAUCUUAAUGAUUUCUUACUUGCAUUGCUCCUUUGAUCUGUUUCUAACAAAGGAGAGUUCUAAUCUUUGGUUUAUGUAUAUUGUGUGUGUGUUUUUUAAUAGAAUCAGACCACAGCUAGCCAAAGAGAAGAUUGAAGGAUGCCAUAUUUGCACAUCUGUCACACCAGGUGAACCUCAGGUGUUCCUCGGCAAAGAUAAGGCCUUCACUUUUGAUUAUGUGUUCAACAUUGACUCACGGCAAGAGGAGAUCUAUGUUCAUUGCGUAGAAAAACUGAUCGAAGGAUGCUUUGAAGGAUAUAAUGCAACUGUUUUUGCUUAUGGCCAAACAGGGGCUGGCAAAACAUACACCAUGGGAACAGGCUUUGAUGUCAACAUAACAGAAGAAGAACAAGGCAUUAUAUCUCGUGCUGUUAAACACCUUUUUAAAUGUAUUGAAGAAAAAAAGCAAGCUGCUAUUAAACAAGACCUUCCAUCUCCAGAGUUCAAAGUGAAUGCCCAAUUCUUAGAGCUUUAUAAUGAAGAAGUUCUUGAUCUAUUUGAUACAACACGUGAUAUCGAUGCAAAGAAUAAAAAAUCAAAUAUCAAAAUACACGAAGAUUCAACUGGAGGAAUUUAUACAGUAGGAGUUACAACACGGACUGUGAAUGGAGAAGCUGAGAUGAUGCAGUGUUUGAAGUUGGGUGCAUUAUCUCGAACCACAGCCAGUACUCAGAUGAAUGUUCAAAGCUCACGUUCACAUGCCAUCUUCACUAUACACUUGUGUCAAACCAGAGUUUGUUCUGCAAUUGACACUGACACUGUGACAGAUAACAAGAUAAUUUCUGAAUCUUCUCAGGUGCAAGAGUUUGAAACUCUUAGUGCCAAAUUCCAUUUUGUUGAUCUGGCAGGAUCUGAAAGAUUAAAGCGUACAGGAGCUACUGGAGAGAGAGCAAAAGAAGGCAUUUCUAUCAACUGUGGACUACUGGCACUUGGGAAUGUAAUAAGUGCCCUGGGAGAUAAAAGUAAGAAGGCAACUCAUGUACCAUACAGGGAUUCAAAACUCACAAGACUACUUCAAGACUCUCUGGGAGGAAACAGCCAAACAGUCAUGAUAGCAUGUGUGAGCCCUUCAGACAGAGACUUCAUGGAAACUUUGAACACAUUAAAGUAUGCCAAUCGGGCACGGAACAUCAAGAACAAGGUGAUGGUUAAUCAGGACAGGGCCAGUCAACAAAUUAAUGGUUUGCGCAGUGAGAUUGCACGUCUUCAGAUGGAACUUAUGGAGUACAAAACAGGCAAAAGGAUGAUUAAUGAAGAAGGUGUGGAAAGCAUCAGUGACAUGUUUCAUGAAAAUGCUAUGCUGCAAACAGAAAAUAAUAACCUGCGUGUUAGAGUUAAAGCAAUGCAAGAAACUGUUGAUGCACAAAGAGCCAGAAUAACACAGCUUCUGAGUGAUCAGGCCAACCAGGUCCUUGCAAGAGCAGGAGAAGGGAAUGAAGAAAUUGGCAACAUGAUUCAUAACUAUAUCAAGGAAAUUGAAGAUCUCAGAGCAAAAUUAUUAGAAAGUGAAGCAGUUAACGAAAAUCUUCGACGCAGCUUGUCAAGAGCUUCAUCAAGACCAUCGUAUUUUGGAGGCCCUUCAGCAUUUUCUGCUUGUAUGCUUUCUUCAGAAAAAGAAACUUUGGAAGUUCUUGAUAUAGCUAAGAGAGAUUUAGAAAAACUGAAAAAAAAAGAAAAGAAGAAGAAAAAGAGCGUUAAAGAGGAGAACCCAGACAAUGAACAGGAGAAAAGAGAUGAAAAAAGUAUUUCUGAGAGGGAGAAUAAUGAAUUGGAAGUGGAAGAAAUUCAAGAAAUAAGUGAUCAUGAGGAUGAGGAAGAAGAUGAAGAUGAAGAUGAUGACAUGGAAGUUGUUGAAAGCUCAGAUGAAUCUGAUUCUGACUUAGAUGAAAAAGAAAAUUUUCAGGCAGAUUUAGCGAAUAUCACUUGUGAAAUUGCCAUAAAACAAAAGCUGAUAGAUGAGCUAGAGAACAGCCAAAGAAGACUACAGACUCUGAAAAAGCAAUAUGAAGAAAAGCUAAUGAUGCUACAGCAUAAGAUUCGAGACACUCAGCUUGAAAGAGAUCAGGUUCUUCAAAACCUGGGUUCCAUGGAGUCCUGUUCAGAAGAAAAAGCAAAAAAAAUUAAGUCAGAAUAUGAGAAAAAGCUCCAAACCAUGAAUAAAGAACUGCAAAGACUUCAGACUGCUCAGAAAGAGCAUGCACGAAUGCUUAAAAAUCAGUCUCAGUAUGAAAAGCAGCUGAAGAAACUGCAGCAGGAUGUGACUGAGAUGAAAAAAACUAAGGUUCGUUUGAUGAAACAAAUGAAAGAUGAGCAAGAAAAAGCCAGGAUGACAGAGUCUAGAAGAAACAGGGAGAUUGCACAGCUUAAAAAGGAGCAGCGUAAGCGAGAGCAUCAGCUCAAACUUUUGGAAGCUCAGAAAAGAAACCAAGAAGUUGUUCUACGCCGCAAAACAGAAGAGGUUUCAGCUUUGCGUCGACAAGUAAGGCCUAUGUCUGAUAAAACGGCUGGAAGGGUGAGUCGUAAGCUGAGUUUGCCAGACCAUCCUAUUCAGGAACCAAGUUCUAGUGUGUCAUCUGUGGACUAUGAUGGAUCAAAAUCAGCAGUACAGCAGAAGAUGCGAAUUCCUGUGGCUAGGGUCCAAGCAUUAUCAGUAACUGCAACAAAUGGAACCAGGAAGAACUACCAAAGAAAAGGAACAACUGUCAGAGUUUAUUCCUCAAAGGCAGCCAGGAUGAAGUGGCAAUUACUUGAACGCAAAGUGACUGACAUCAUUAUGCAGAAAAUGACCAUUUCCAAUAUGGAAACAGAUAUGAAUAGACUACUUAAGCAACGUGAAGAACUUACAAAAAGAAGAGAGAAGCUUUCGAAAAAAAGGGAGAAAGUCAUCAAGGAUGGUGGUGGAGAAGUAGACAAAAAUGUCCAUAAUAUCAAUGAGGAGAUGGAAUCACUAACUGCAAAUAUAGAUUACAUCAAUGACAGUAUUUCUGACUGCCAAGCAAACAUUGUGCAGAUGGAGGAAGCAAAGGAAGAAGGUGAGACCUUGGAUGUGACUGCAGUGAUUAAUGCCUGCACGCUAACAGAAGCUCGUUAUCUUCUUGAUCACUUCCUCACAAUGGGCAUUAAUAAGGGUCUCCAGGCGGCUCAAAAGGAGGCGCAAAUUAAGGUUCUUGAAGGACGCCUUAAGCAAACAGAAAUUACAAGUUCUACUCAAAACCAACUGCUAUUUCAUAUGCUGAAAGAGAAGGCAGAAUUGAAUCCCGAACUUGAUGCUUUGCUGGGUCAUGCUUUGCAAGAAAAUGUAGAAGAUAGUACUGAUGAAGAUGCCCCUCUGCACAGCCCUGGGGCAGAAGGAAGUUCCUUGUCUUCGGACCUUAUGAAGCUUUGUGGAGAAGUCAAGCCCAAAAGUAAGGCCCGCCGGAGGACCACUACCCAGAUGGAAUUGCUAUAUGCAGACAGCAGUGAUUUAGCCUCUGAUAGUAGUGCAGCAGACACCAUUUUAUCUGGCCCUCUUACACCUGUGGCAGAAGUGCAAGAGAGUGGAAUGCAUACCGAUACAAGUGAUACUUCUGCUAGGGAAAAAGACCUCAUUCCCCCACCAUCUGGCUUACCUUCUAAAAUAGGCAGCAUUUCUAGACAGUCAUCUCUGACAGAAAAGAAAGUACCUGAACCUUCACCUUUAACAAAGAGGAAGGCCUAUGAGAAAGCAACAGAAAAGCCAAAGGCGAAAGAACAGAAACACUCAGAUUCUGGAACCUCAGAGGCUAGUCUCUCACCUCCUUCUUCCCCACCAAGCCGGCCCCGUAAUGAACUGAAUGUUUUCAACAAAUUAGUUAACAGUUUAGGAAAUACCGCUGUUGAAACUGAUCAGGGCAUAAUCAACCCAUUCCCUGCUUCAAAAUGCAUCAGAUCCGCAGCACUUCAAUGUAUUCAUAUAGCUGAGGGGCAUACCAAGGCUGUGCUUUGUGUUGAUUCUACUGAUGAUCUUCUGUUCACUGGAUCUAAAGAUCGCACUUGUAAAGUAUGGAAUCUAGUAACUGGACAAGAGAUUAUGUCUCUAGGAAGUCAUCCUAACAAUGUUGUAUCUGUAAAAUAUUGCAACUAUACUAGCCUGGUCUUCACAGUUUCAACAUCUUAUAUUAAGGUGUGGGACAUCCGAGAUUCUGCCAAGUGUAUUCGGACAUUGACGUCUUCAGGACAGGUUAUGUCAGGUGAUGCUUGUGCUGGAAGCACAAAGAGAACCAACCAAAUUGCACUAAAUCCAACAGGCACCUUCCUGUAUGCAGCUUCUGGAAAUGCAGUGAGAAUGUGGGACCUUAAAAGAUUCCAGUCUACAGGAAAGUUAACUGGUCACCUAGGCCCUGUCAUGUGCCUUACUGUAGACCGCAUUUCUAACGGACAAGAUCUUAUCAUCACUGGCUCAAAGGAUCACUAUAUAAAGAUGUUUGAUGUAACUGAAGGGGCUCUUGGAACUGUAAGUCCAACACACAAUUUUGAGCCACCUCAUUAUGAUGGGAUUGAAGCACUUACUAUUGUUGGAGACACCCUUUUCAGUGGGUCUAGAGAUAAUGGAAUAAAGAAAUGGGAUUUAGCUCAAAAAGACCUGCUUCAGCAAGUUCCCAAUGCACACAAGGUCUGGGUGUGUGCCCUCGGACUGGUGCCUGGUUCCUCUGUUCUUCUCAGUGGCUGUAGAGGGGGCAUUCUAAAGCUCUGGAACGUGGAUACAUUCACACCAGUGGGAGAGAUGCGAGGACAUGACAGUCCUAUAAAUGCUAUCUGCACUAACUCCAGCCACAUUUUCACAGCAGCAGAUGAUCGAACUGUGAAGAUCUGGAAAGCUCACAGCAUUCUAGAUGGACACCUUUCUGACACUGGAGAUGCAAAUGAAGAUAUUGCCAGUAAUUAAACAUGAAUUGAAAAGACAGGUACAAAUUAAUACUGUGAUAAAAAGCUGUGUAUUGUUGGUACACUUUGCUGUGCAUUUACUGUGUAAACACUGGCAACUGGAAUGAACUGGAAAAUGCAGCUGAACCCAACUGGCAAAUAUGUUUUCAAAUAGAAUUGAUACAUUAGAACAGUUACCCUGUAUACUAUAUUAAAAAAAAUAGCCUUUUGGUAAUAUUCUUGAGUAUCUGUUGACUGGAUUUGUGUGCAUAUAUAACACUUGUAUUUUAAACAAAUUGGAAAAUAUUCUGCUAUAAUAACCGUCUCAAACUUGUAACCUGGAAUACAAAAUAAAAUACCCUAUUAUACUUCAUUCUCCCAGACAUUCUGAUGAGCUGAUUUGUAUUUUGGAAUAACAUAAAAAGGAUGCAUCCAUACUAAGCCUUUAAUUAAACUAGUUCUUCAUUUGAGAUCAUAAUAGGUUAUCUAUAUUGAGGGUAUAAAAGCUAUCCGUAUUGAAGUUAUGACAGCAGACUGAAUAAAAAAUCUGAAAAAGUUGUUAAUGUGACUUAUUAUUGCUACAACAGUUUCUGGCUAAGAAUGAAUGCCAUAUGAUUUAUGUUAAUGUUAGCGUAUACUCUUUUUGACCAAAGUUGUGUAGCUGUGUAUACUCUGUGCUCAGGACUAGAACUAAAUUGCUGUUAAAUGGUUGUUUUAUUAGUGCUUUGCCUAUAUUCUGUAAUCCACAGUAUUCUUAAUGUCAUAAUAGAAGUCUAUCUUAAUCUAUUUUUCUCAUGGAUUUGUUUUUAUCAUCUCACAUUUUGUUUUUUAAUGGCAAAUUGUCCUUCAUUUUUAUCUAAUUUUAUAUGCUGCUAAAAAUAUUUCAGAUACACUGUGUUUUGCGAACCUUGGCAGUGAUUAUGAGAACUGUACCACCGGCAUUGGAAAAGCUAUGUAAAUAGAUGGAUUGUAAAAAGAGAAUAUCUUAUCUUGUGCCUAUAUUCAUUUUAAAAUGCUGCAGAGUGUGAAUAUUGAAAGAGGAUGUAUAGUUUAUCCAGCUGCUCCAAAUAUUAAUUUGUAAAUUCUGCAAGUUUAAAAAUGUAUGUAGAUUCAAAACAGUAUUUUGAAUUUUGUUUUUUGACAGAAAUUAUUAGCCUGUAAAUUGUAGCUUAUGUAGGUGAUGCUUCAAUAAACAUGUGAAUGUGAA
Messenger RNA from Pelodiscus sinensis (Chinese soft-shelled turtle), 6156 nucleotides. NCBI's taxonomy places the organism in Eukaryota, Metazoa, Chordata, Testudines, Trionychidae. The record is from RefSeq and is a predicted model, not a curated record.